Prorocentrum cordatum is the source of this 1969-nucleotide messenger RNA. The record is from the annotation of a GenBank genome assembly. NCBI's taxonomy places the organism in Eukaryota, Dinophyceae, Prorocentrales, Prorocentraceae.
GAAACCGACGACUGGCUCAGUAGAGCCGGCCGCCGACGCAGCCGCCGGACCUUCUGGCGAACAACAGCUUCUCCAGCGGCAGACGCAGGCCUGGCUCCAGUACCAGGCGCUCCACCAAGCGGCGCUCGCAGCGGCGCUGGCGGCACCCCCACGCGGGCUCGACUGGACGACGCCGGGCUUCCAGACGCCGCCGCCGCUGGCGGCCGGAACGAAAGGGGGCGCCGCCGCUGCUUGGCCAACGGCGCCCUCGCAGGGCGACGGGGCUGGCACCGCCGCCGCUGCUUGGCCCGCCUCGGCUACCGCCGCCGGCUGGCUACCGACGGCUCCGACAGCGCCAGCGCCCUCGGCAGGGCUUGCUACAGGGGCUCCGCCUGGGAAGCCCGGCGCCGCCGCCGGACCGGAGCACUGGGCGGCCACGGCGGCAGCGGCCGCCGCCACCGCCGCCUGGCCCGGCACGGCGCACGCAGCACCAGGCGCGCUCUCGACAGGGCCAGCGACGGGGGCGCACGCGGCCGCGAAGCCCGGCGCCGCCGCCGCCGCCGCCUGGCCCACAGCCGCGCCCCUGCCGGGGGUGGUGGUGGGCACGGCUGCCGCCACCGCCUGGCCGGGCACGCUGCCCGCGCCUUGGACUGGGCUUGCCGCUGGCGCGCCCCCACCCACGCCCGGCGCCUGGACGGGCAGCACGGCGCCCGCAGCAGCAGAAGCGCCCUGUGCAGGGCUUGCUGCGGAGGCGCACGCGGCCGCGCCCGGCGCCGCCGCAGCCACUGGGCCACCGCCCCCGCCGGGAGGGGCGGCCACGGCUGCCGUCACCGCCUGGCCUGGCACGGCGCCCUCGCCCUGGGCAGGGCUCGCGGCCAGGGCGCCUCCGACGGCCGGCGCCGCCGCCAAGCCGCCGACCGCGCCCGCCGCGGGGUCGCUGCUCUCGCUGGGGAAGGGGGCCGCCGACGCCGCCGCUUGGCCGCCCGCGGCAACCGCCGCCUGGCCGGCCGCGGCGCUUCUGGAAGCAGCGCCCUUGGCAGGGCUGGCUGAGGGGCUGCCCCCGACGCGCGCCGCGGCGGCCGCCCCGCGGGCGGAGGGCGGGCCGGCCUGGGCCAGCGCGACGGCAGGUGCCGCACUCCCAGCGCCGCCGCAGGGGCCACUCGGGGCGAAGCAGGACGGGCUGCCGCAGGCGCUGGGCUUCGCCGGGCACUCCCGCGCGCCGGAGCAGCAGCCGCGCCCGACCUUGCAGACGGCUCCGGAGGCGCUCGGGGCAGGACCGGGAGGGCUGGGGGCCGCCGCCUGGAAGGGCAACCCGGCUGCCCCUUUCCCGGCGGCGGCGCCGAAGGCCACUGGACCGCCCCCGGGGGGGCCCGCCGCGGCGGCAGCGGGCGCCGCCGCGCUUGAGGACGGCGCGGGCUUCACGGAGUGCUUCGCGGACGCCGUCCGGGAGGCCCUCGACCGCGUCGAGGCCGACGGGGCUGAGCCGCGGGACGCGGUGGAGGCGGUCGCCGCGAUCGGGGCGAGCGCUGAGGCCGGGGUGCGGGCCUUUAAGGCCAAACUGGCCCAGGCCAGCGCCACGGCCCGGGUGGAGUUCGCGGGGAAAGUGGAGAGCCAGCUGGGAAUGGCACGGCGCCUGGCCAGCUUCGGCACCAUCCAGGUCCGCGUAGAGACGGUCGAGCGCGAGGCCGGCCGGAUCUUUCACAGGGCCCAGCCGGGGGAGUGGACGGCGUCCGAAGGCGGGGACGACCGGAAAUGGGUGUUGCGCCUGCGCAUCCCGUCCAGGGCGACGAAGAGGGUCAUCACCAAGGUGAGCGUGCAGGCCGACGCCUCUACAGGCGUCCUGGUGGCGAGUGGCAUUCGUGCCAACUUCGAAGAGUUCGCGGAGCACUGGAUCGCCGCCUUCGGCGCCGUGUCCCGGGUCAGCGCGACGCUCACGACGUACAGCACCGGGCGUGGCUCCAUGCACGCCUUCCUGGUGCCGCCCGGCUGA